Molecule: messenger RNA, 753 nt
Organism: Acomys russatus (golden spiny mouse)
Lineage: Eukaryota; Metazoa; Chordata; Mammalia; Rodentia; Muridae
Gene: Them5
Product: thioesterase superfamily member 5
Exons: 6
Coding region: 1-753 (250 amino acids)
Biological process (GO): long-chain fatty-acyl-CoA metabolic process; cardiolipin acyl-chain remodeling
Cellular component (GO): mitochondrial matrix
Source: RefSeq, a predicted model, not a curated record
AUGAUGAGGACAGGCUUCCAGCGGGUGGCAAGACUUGUUCUCCACAAAGCUCUCCCCAGGAACCCCCAUAUCCUGCCCGGACUCCAGCAGGCCUCGAAGGCGUUUGGAUCCUCCACGGAUUCCCUGGUUGCAAGAUUCUGCCCAGAGAAGACAGAUUUGAAAGAUUAUGCCCUUCCCAAUGCCAGCUGGUGUCCAGAUAUGCUGAGCAUGUACCAAGAAUUUCUGGAGAAAACCAAGUCAGGCAGCUGGGUUAAACUACCCUCCUUCAAAUCCAACAGGGAACAUAUCCAGGGGCUUAAGCUCCCAUCGGGGUUGGUAGCUGCCUCAGACAAACAGGACUGGCGCAUCUUUACCAGAUGCAUCCAACUGGAAGGACAAGGCUAUGAAUAUGUCAUCUUUUUCCACCCAUCCGAGAAGAAGUCAGUCUGUCUUUUCCAGCCAGGCCCCUACCUGGAGGGGCCACCAGGGUUUGCCCACGGAGGGUCACUGGCAGCCAUGAUGGAUGAGACGUUUUCCAAAACUGCCUACCUGGCCGGAGAAGGACUAUUCACACUAAGUCUUAAUAUCAGGUUUAAAAACUUGAUCCCUGUGGGCUCUCUGGCUGUCCUGGAUGUUCAAGUAGAAAAGCUUGAAGAACAGAAGCUUUACAUGUCCUGCACCGCCCAGAGCAGAGACAAGCUGACCAUCUAUGCCAAGUCCUCCGGUGUUUUCCUUCAGCUGCAGCUGGAAGACGAGCCGUCCCAGGAGCAAUGA